Lathyrus oleraceus (garden pea) is the source of this 2285-nucleotide messenger RNA. RefSeq lists its product as uncharacterized. The record is from RefSeq and is a predicted model, not a curated record. The transcript is spliced from 6 exons. Bases 419 to 1648 code for a protein of 409 amino acids. Lineage: Eukaryota; Viridiplantae; Streptophyta; Magnoliopsida; Fabales; Fabaceae.
CUAGUUCGUUCUUCAAUCCAAUCUCAAUAAUACUUGUUUUUUUUUAUUUCUCUUUCUUUAUUGUUUCUUUUACUCUUCGUUUUCCCUCUUUUGAAAUUACUCAUUUACCCUUCGUCCCUACCCUUCUACCUCUCCACUGUCCAACAUCAGAUCCAUUUUCUGACUCUCUCCACGUUCCCCUUUUUUAUUUAACUCAAACACUCACUUCGCUUUUUCCGAUUCAACUCUGAUAACCCUUUUCCCAAUUUUUCAACAAACCCUAAAAUUCUCAAUCUUAAUCUCCAUAGAUCGAUUCUCUUCGUUUCUAUCGAAAUUCUAAUAGCUUCAUCCGUUGACUACACUCGAGGUUUUUCAAAUUACCCAUUUAAAGAAGUUCCGUUUUUGAUUUCCGGGUCUUAUUUUUUUCGCACCCUUAGGAAUGUUGGGUACUAGCAUGAACUUUUCGCGUGGUCGUGGUGAGGAUCGGUUUUAUAAUCCGCCGCAAGCUCGCCGGUUGUUACACACGGCGGAGAAUGAAAGGAUUCGGAGAGCUCACAGCGAUGUAACGCCGAGUCGGUCGGUGGUUAGGGAGAAAUCUGUGGAUUCGGUUGAGAAAGAGAAGAAACGAGAGAAUAACCGGGUUGGGUCUGAAGAGACCAAGAAAGUAGUUGUGGUACCGGCGUGUGAAACGGAGGUGAAGCGGUUGAGUAACUUGGAAAGGUUUUUGCAAUCGGUUACGCCGUCUGUGCAUGCUCAGCAUCUUUCUAAGAGGAACACGAGAAGCUUUAGGACGUGUAGUGAGGAGGUUCCACCUUACUUUGUUCUUGGUGAUUUGUGGGAAUCAUUUAGGGAGUGGAGUGCGUACGGUGCUGGAGUGCCGCUUGUACUAAAUGACAAAGAUAGUGUUGUUCAAUACUAUGUUCCUUAUCUUUCUGGGAUUCAAAUUUAUGCCCAGACUGUCAAGCCAUCUGUAAAGUCAAGGCAACUAGGCGAGGACAGUGAUAGUGAUUUCAGGGACUCAAGUAGUGAUGGUAGCAGUGAUUGUGAACCUGCUAGAGGAUAUAGGGAACAAAGGAAUCUUCCCCAUCUCUCGGAUGACUUAUCUCAUUGGAUGGGUAGAUUAUCUGUGAGAAAUCAGCAUACUCUCCCACAAGAUGGCUCUUCUAGUGAUGAUGGUGAAUCUGUCAAUUCUCAGGGCUACUUGCUAUUCGAGUAUUUUGAACGGGACAAUCCUUAUGGCCGCGAACCUUUGGCUGAUAAGAUAAUGGACCUUGCUUUUCGUUUCCCUCAACUGCUGACACUUAGAAGUUGUGAUAUACUAUCAUCAAGUUGGAUAUCUGUAGCAUGGUAUCCUAUAUACAGAAUCCCAAUGGGUCAAACAUUAAAAGAUCUUGAUGCGUGCUUUCUGACAUACCAUUCUCUUUCUACACCCGUGGGAGGUUCACAAAGAGUGCAGGCUCCUGUACCAUCAUAUUCAACCGAGAUGGACGGUGUUCCAAAAAUAUCUUUACCUGUUUUUGGUCUCGCCUCAUACAAGUUCAAGGGACCCCUAUGGACUCCAAGUGGUGGAUACGAGCGUCAAUUAUCCAACUCUCUUUUACAGAAUGCUGAUAAAUGGUUAAGACUGCUUCAGGUCAGUCACCCAGAUUUCCUGUUUUUCAGCCGUUGAUUGCGUGAACCCGGUUCACGCAUGUAACCGCUUAAGAAUUGGUCCUGGUAUUUUCCGAUGCCUCCUCUGGCCCAAUUCUUAGAUGUUGUACUUUAUGAAAUCAGAAUUAAUCACCUUUUUGACAUGAAGGAAAAAAGAAAAGGUAUAAAAGAUGUUAAGCUCUCUCCUUUGUAACUUUCUGCUGUAAUAAGCAAAAGAAUCAGAAAGAGUAAAAAUCGAAAUAAAAGAAGCAAAGCUCUAGACAAGUUUCAGAAUGUGUUGAUGGUGGAUGUACAAAAUUACGAGAAGCUUCACAAGUGGUGGCUGAUGUUUGUUGCGAGGUUGUUUUGUUUUGCUAACAUCGACGAGUCCUACAUCGAUUGUUUCUUAUUUUCUAAAUAUAUCUAUGUCGGUAUGCUUUUGUUAAACAGAACAGGCUGCUUUUUUAAUGUCCUGAUGAUCACCAUUAUAGGGAGGAGCUUUAAAUAUGUUGGGGGAAUUUUACUCUAAUGCAUAAGGCGUUGCUGUUAAGUAUAUGUAACUCAUGCUUGAAUUGCCCCAAAUCUGUAUCUGAAUUACUAUAGUUACGUUUUGUUAGCUGCAUUACUAGUAGAACUCUUUUGUUGAGUUUUGAUAUCAAUGAAGUUGUAGGGUGAAA